GGAUGGUCAAGUAAGUCCACUGUUCAUUGAGUCCGCUCCGACAUCUUAUGAUUACAUGAAUAUUAUCGUUUUGGAAUACUCACAUUAACAUCUCCUUUGACAUAGAUCCACUGUCUUGCAGUGACAAAGGACACGCAUACUGGAAUGCCGAUUCUUCUUGUCGCCCAGCCAGGCCUGAAGUUUGUGAUGGUGGACCAUAAUGGAAACAUAUCCGAGCCAGUCACUCAAAUUCAAAGGGAUCCUCAGGCAGCUGUAACAACUACUGGGCCAGACACACCAACACGAGUUACUGGAAGUGGAGAUGUUGCAACAGAUAUUAUUUGUGGCACGCACUAUGUUAAUGGCGAAGAAAAAGAUAUUAUCGGGCUUAUGUCCAUGGAUGGCGCAUUUGCGUUGCAUGAUCUGGAAAGUAGCACAGUCAAAGUUCAUGAUCUCGACUCGACGCACAAAAUUUUUGGAUUCUCUAAACUCAACUUUGGGAAUGACUACCUGGAGCGGCAUAAUCAGGACUCAAUAAAGGCUCGAUCGGGAUACGGUCGGAGUAGUGAUCAAUAUGCAGACGAAAAUAAUUAUGAAGACGAUGACGACGAGGAUGCGGCCGAGAGCGAAGAUGGAGGCGCUGCUGCGGAGACUCAAACCCUGAUCCACAACGAAUUCGGCGAAGCAGAGGAUGGCACCCGUUACGGAAGGCGCAGGAAAUCAAGAAAAUCUAGGAGACCAGCGUCUUCAAUGCUGAUCUCGGAGCCGUUUGGUUCCAGAUUCCAGAAGAACGAUAUGUUUGUCGGAUGUUCAUGGAGCGGCAUUACGUUCUUCAUCGACCAAGAGUUCAACACAGCUCGGACAGUAUGCAGUUACACCAGGUCGGAACGAGCCUUGCCUGUUUUAUGUGGAUUUUGAAGACAAUAUCUUCGUCUACCAUAACUUGUACAUACAAACGGAGCCCUCAGUACCGUUUGAGGAUAUUGUGAAGAAAGAGCCAACCUUGGUAAGUCGGCGUCACUUUUUUCCUUUUCAUUUUCUUCAUCCCCUAGAAAAGACAUGGACAUUAAUUUUUUUUCUUUUGGUCA
Gamsiella multidivaricata is the source of this 1067-nucleotide messenger RNA. RefSeq lists its product as uncharacterized. The coding region runs from base 145 to 897 and encodes 250 amino acids. NCBI's taxonomy places the organism in Eukaryota, Fungi, Mortierellomycota, Mortierellomycetes, Mortierellales, Mortierellaceae. The record is from RefSeq and is a predicted model, not a curated record. The transcript is spliced from 3 exons.